Messenger RNA from Plodia interpunctella (Indianmeal moth), 1500 nucleotides. Its product is annotated as TD and POZ domain-containing protein 3-like. NCBI's taxonomy places the organism in Eukaryota, Metazoa, Arthropoda, Insecta, Lepidoptera, Pyralidae. The coding region runs from base 141 to 1175 and encodes 344 amino acids. Gene Ontology annotation, cellular component: nucleus; cytoplasm. The transcript has 3 exons. Gene Ontology annotation, molecular function: ubiquitin protein ligase binding. Gene Ontology annotation, biological process: regulation of proteolysis; proteasome-mediated ubiquitin-dependent protein catabolic process. The record is from RefSeq and is a predicted model, not a curated record.
GUCAAAAAAAAGUCGACAGUACAGUAGUACCUCUGUCCCAAUUUAUUUGUUUUGAAAAUAGGAAUUAAUUAAUUUGUGACAAAUCGCAUUUUUGGUGAUUCAAUUUUGGACACAAAAUUCACAUUUCCUCAUCUUGAAUCAUGAGUGAAGACAGAUCAAUUAGUUCUCCGAGACAAUCGAGCGUGAUCUCACCGGACCACCCAUCAGUUGUAUACGGAUACAAAACCUGCCAAACCAGUGACGCGAGAUGGCUGUACCUUGAAGACAUUAAUCACAAAUUCUACAGGCCAAACACUUAUGACAUAGGUGGGACUUAUAUAGACGCGUGCGCAGACUAUUGGUUCCAAUACGCCACUGAGCGAAUAGCUGAUAUAUUCCUCUUGCAUCUGUUCGUUUCGAACAGAGAUGACAGAGCGUUUACCAUAUCCAUUGGCACAUCUAACAUAAUGCAGUUUAAGAAGAAAACGAAUGUUGUAUUCUUGAAAACUGAUUUCAAACAAUUCAAUGUUAAGAAUACUAAACAGACAUACUUAACAACAUAUAGUUUUAAAACAAUUGACGUGGAACUGUUGAAAGAUAAACAGUUAUAUAUACCAGUGUUGUUUAAGAAAGAAGAAUCGAAAGAUGCAGUUGUUAUAGAAGAUGUUAAAUAUAAACAUGACUUUGGAUAUUUGCUGAUAGAUCCGGUCUGUUCCGAUUUUACCAUUGAAGUUAUGGAAGGGUUUAAGUUUAAGGUCCACCGAGCCCUGCUGGCCGAGAGCAGCGAAGUCUUCAAGGCCAUGUUCAAAGAUGAAAUGGUAGAAGGGCAGAGUGGCUACUUGAAGUUAACUGAUGUCUCCAAAGAAGACUUCAAAGCAGUCCUAGAGUUCAUUUACACCGGCACCACAGAUAACAUCGAAAAUCGUAACGUCUUCAACAUCCUCCCACUCGCUGACAGAUUCAACCUCCCUGGCCUCCACGAGUUGUGCCAAUAUGUUCUCGCCCAACACUUAACCAUAGACAACGCGCUUGUAACUCUUGUCUAUGCCGACAUACAUAAUGCCGACUAUCUUAAAACUGAAACUUUGAAACUGAUAAAAAAUAACAAGUCUAUAAUAAAAUCUGACGAGUUUAAGGAAAUCAAAAGUGCAGAAUUGGCAAGAGAGGUUUGCGAAUUUUUGGUGCUUUGUGAUUAGAUGUUUAAGUAAAGUUGUAAAGAUUUUCACUUUUGUCUGUGAUUUAAGGAUAAAUAUUCGUUAAAAAUUGCCCAGCCAGUGGUACACAAAAUGAGUUAUUAAAAAAAAUCGAAUAAGAUUCAAGUUUUUACAAGUGUUAUAUAUUUGUUAUUAUUUUAUUUUUUGUAUUAUUUUAUCUCAGUGUAAGUACUUAUAUUUUUGAAAGAUUUAUAGAUUUGUUUAUCGAAUACAGCUUUUUUGCAACUGAUAUGUUUACAUAUAAAGCAGAAUUGAAAGUCAAUUGUUUUACUUGUAAAUAAACUUAAUAAAGUUAUUGUUUAUUUUA